AUGUUACCCGUUGAUAUUGUGUCAACCUUGCCACCGACACCGACACCUACACCCUCGGAUUCGACCUUCUCGUCCGCGCCACCGUCGUCGACCACUUCGUCGCCGCGCUCGAGCUGCGCUGAUUCACUGCCACUCGAGGACAACGACCUGCGACAAGCACCCCCGCUCACGCUCGCACGUCGUGACUCUGCCUCGCCCGACGCUGCGGCCUCGACCUCGUCGUCCUCGGGCCGUGGGUUCAACUACGAGGGCGAUUCGACGGCCUCCAACUCGUCCGACUCGUACGACUCGGGCAAUGAGGCGACGACACUAGCCAACUCGUCGAGCGCCACCGCGCGCACCAGUCCAUCAUCGAGGCGGUACCACCAUGCCCCGGCCUCGGCGACUUCGACCGCGGCGGACCAUGUCGCUUCCUUCGCAGCUCUAUCGCGACAAGGUUCGAGCUCGUACAUGGGCAGCGCCCACGCUUCGUUGGAAACGGGCACACCGCGGUUAGGCGCCCCGGGCUACCUCUACGGCUCGCCGAAUCUGAACCGAGCCGCCGCGCUACAACACUACGCCCAUGCGCACUGGACCGACGAGGGCAACUACUUCUCCGCCGCGACGAGUCGUGCCCACAGCCCUGGACCCGACAUGGAUGCGUUCCCGUCGCACCGCGUCAUCUCGCGGAAUCGCAGCCGAGGGCCUUCCGGCGCGACCACACCCGUGCACGAGGACAAGGAGUCGAGUGAGUACAACCUCAAGCCGAUUUUUGUCGCCAGGAGGACCCAUGUUGAAACAGUUCAUUCUUCUUCCUACAGUCAACUACAACACACAUCAUCAUCAGACGUCGCUCCUGCUCUCCGAGUGGGCCGGCACGAUAAAAGCCGAUGGAUCGCCCGUGCUCGGCAGCCAGAAGAAGAGGAGAUCGGGGUGGUGGGGGCGAAGAUCAUCGGACGCACGGCGGAAGAACAGCGUCAGCGCGAGAUCAUCCUACAGCAGUGUUGCGACGCCGCCGUCACAUUCGCCGAAUGCCUCGCUCCUCCCGACGUCGACGUCGAAAGCGAAUCGAAACCGGACGUGUCUCUCCGCAUUCGGCGCCGCGCUACUACGACAGCCAUGGGUCCCCACGCAGCCACUAACGAUUCUCUUUGCACUUGUGCUUAUCGGAUGUUUCGUCGCGAGCCUGACGACCUUCCUCGUGACCAUCUUACGCGGCGAUCGUGAGCCGCUACCUUACCGCCAAUACAUUCAAGAGUCACGCCCCUUCCCCCACGAUCUGUGCGAUUCUCUCAAGCCCGUCUCUGUUUUUGUUGGCAUCUUCUCCGUCGCCGCCGCUGCCGAUCGACGCAACAUCAUCCGCCAGACCUCGGCCAAACUCACAAAGCCGAUUGACCCGAGGACGGGUGGACCAUCGACGGACGUGCAGGUCAAAUUCAUUCUCGGCCGACCACCCAAGAAGUGGGCCAAACGCAUCGCUCUUGAGAUGGAGAUGUAUAAUGACGUUGUCGUACUCGAUAUCGACGAGAACAUGAACCGAGGCAAGACAUGGAAGUAUUUUGAGUGGGCCGCCGAGAAUGCAACCGUGCCGGUGUAUUAUCGAACGGGGGAGGGCGCGAAAACCCAGAUCGGCGUCGGCUUCAAGAAGGUCGACUAUGUCGCCAAAUCGGACGACGACGCGUUCAUCAACCUGAGCGAGCUGGAGCGGCAUCUCCGCGUGUCACCGAGGGAGAAGACCUACUGGGGCUGUGAGUUUAAAGUUGGACUUCGUCUGGAAUCCAGAGUGUUGCCCUGUGCUGACUCUAUUCUCCGACAGAUCUUAUCCGCAACUUAUUCAUGGCCGGCGAGUUGUACGCCGUGUCGCAGGAUUUGGUGCAAUACGUCGCCACUUAUGCUCCGAUCCGGCAACAUACCUUUGGUGCCGAGGACCAGCGCUUCGCCAAGUGGAUGCGCAUGCACCCGAACGCGUCGACCAUCAACUGGGUAUCCGAACGGGUCUGGAUUUACGACUUCCCCAAAGCCCCGACGGUGUACGCCCAUGGCUUCUUAUUUCCCGACGAGUUCGAACGCAUUAGGCUUGAAGGACGCCGCGGGAUCAGCGAGGAGGAGCGCAUUAAGCGUGGUGGAGAGCUCAGCCAGGCUUACUCGACCGUCACCAAGUGGAGGCAGGAGUACGUUCCUCCGGUCAAGGGCUUGUCGAUGGAGGAACAGGUCGAGGCUUUGGUCGAGGGAGGUGGGCGAUGGUCGCACCAGGGCUGGCGAUCCGACAAUGGGCGAGGGCCAGAGGCCGUGCGUUGGGAUGCGGUCGUGUUCCAGAAGGACGACACUCGCCUCGUCGACUCUCGGAUGGACCGACUGGGUGCUGCUCCUGACUCGAACGCGACGGGCGUUAAAGCUGGCGUGCCGGAUGCGACCCAGGUUCUGCCGAGCGUGAGGACGACCAAGUUCGCCAAGGAUCUGUUCCGUGAUCCCGAGGGCGUUGCUGCGGUCCAAAAAUCGGCAAAGCGCUCGCUCGUUAAGCGCGGACUCGACGUCGACGACGGCGCUCACAGUGUCGAAGUCGAGAUCCACAACUCUGUGAUCCCGGACGUCGACUGGCCCGCCGAAACCAUGGUCUUGUCCUCACCUGCAUCCCAAACCAGCGGCGGGGCCACCGUGCCCUCCGGCUCGACCGACAACACCUCUUUACCUUCGUCUCCGUCUGCGCCCUCUACCCCUGCCGACGCCGACUCCACCGCCCUGGUGACCUCGGCGGAUCCUGCCUAUGAUCCUCGCAACGAGCCGACCGAGCAGAUCCGCAUCGGCGGCCACCACUACAUUAUUCCGUCUGAGCACCGAUUGGUCCCCCCACCGACCCACCGCUUCGACGCUGCGGCCGUCUCGACGCGUCAAAAGCGCAUGCUCGGCCGCGCUCACGGUGGCACCGUUGCCGUCCACUACAUCAAGUACAACGAGUGGUUUUACGAGACUGCACUCGCUCUGUUAGGGCGGGAAAAGAUGUGGGACCACGGCUACGAUACGGCGGCGAUGGCGUCGUUUGGCGAUGUCACGAGCUCGGGGAUGUCCUCCGUCGCCUCGGUCGAGGUGUCGCGCCUCCCCGUGUGGACCGGAGCGGGCUUGGUCGAACAGGUCGAGUCGUACUGGGGUGGCGCCAGGAUGUAUGGCUCCCCGAUCGUACGAGACGAUGGCUCGAUCGUCGAGGGUCGACCGGCUGAACCAAGGCGCGAGGUUGUGCAGAACUUGCCCGAUAGCACAAUGGCGCGUUUCGGCGGGAGGAGGACUACUUCGGCGGUGUCGUUCGCUGUUGCCCUCGAGGAAGGCGUCGAGGCCAAGAUUGGUGGUGACGUUAAUCAACCGAGUGCUGUGCUCGAGGUCAAGAUGACCCAGGAACCGACAUCAUCAUCGCCACCGACCGCUUCGAGCGAACUCGUCGACAACGUACUCGUGCUCCAAGAGGGAUAA
Microbotryum saponariae is the source of this 3441-nucleotide messenger RNA. Lineage: Eukaryota; Fungi; Basidiomycota; Microbotryomycetes; Microbotryales; Microbotryaceae. The record is from the annotation of a GenBank genome assembly.